Gallus gallus (chicken) is the source of this 1894-nucleotide messenger RNA. RefSeq names its product death-associated protein kinase 2-like. Gene Ontology annotation, biological process: protein phosphorylation; positive regulation of apoptotic process; intracellular signal transduction. The record is from RefSeq and is a predicted model, not a curated record. The coding region runs from base 510 to 1655 and encodes 381 amino acids. The transcript has 13 exons. Gene Ontology annotation, cellular component: cytoplasm; nucleus. Lineage: Eukaryota; Metazoa; Chordata; Aves; Galliformes; Phasianidae. Gene Ontology annotation, molecular function: protein serine/threonine kinase activity; ATP binding.
GUUUGCAACCCUGGCGCUCACGGCUGCGGACGGAGCAGCCACGGCCCCAAAGCUACUCCUCGAGGAUGUGACCCUACAAGGCCUAUCCCAGCCCCUGUGCAGCUGUCCGGGCGCUGCCGGGCGGGGACAGCGUGGGGGGAUUUCUCACGAGACCUUGGAAGCAGACGCGCAGCUCUUGGCGUUUCCUGCUGUUUGUUCCCUGAGCCGCUGCCCAGCGGAUCCCAAGAAUCACAGCAGCUUCUAGGAACCCGGAGCACAGCAGCGGCACGGAGCAGAAGGUGGCACUGUCCCACGAAGGGUCAUCAUCCUCAUCUCCGGAACUGAGAGAGAGGGGGACUCUGCCUCUUGCAUUGGGUGCUACCCCCCAGCGCAGCACACUCGGCCACACGCCCUGCCUCCGUUUCCCUCUUUGCCUGGGAGCUGCGCCAUCGGUGUGGUGAGUUUGGGGGGGCUCUUCUUGGCCCUACUGCCCCCCUUCCCAUCCCCUCUGUCUGUUUGUCUUUGCAGCAAUGGCUGAGGAUGGCAGGGCUGCCUCCGAUAGCCCCCAGGCGGUCGCCCUGCAUGCACGCAGUGUGGAGGAGCUGUAUGAGCUGCUGGAGACGCUGGGCAGUGGGCACUUUGGAGUGGUGAGGCGGUGCCGGGAGCGCAGCACCGGUGCUUUCUAUGCUGCCAAAUUUGUGAAGACACGGCGGUGCCGGGGCAGCCGACGGGGCCUGGAGAGGGUGCAGGUGGAGCAGGAGGUGGCCAUCCUGCGGGACCUGCAGCACCCCAACAUCAUGCGGCUGCACGACCUCUUCACCUGCAGAGCUGAGAUGGUGCUGGUGCUGGAGCUGAUGCGUGGUGGGGAACUCUUUGACUUCAUUGCGGAGAAGGAGAUGCUGUCGGAGGAGGAGGCCAUCGAGUUCCUCGAGCAGAUCCUGCUUGGGGUGCAGUACCUUCAUGGGCGCCGCAUCGCCCACUUUGACCUCAAGCCUGAGAACAUCAUGCUGCAGGAGAAGGACGUCCCCAAGCCCCAGAUCAAGAUCAUUGACUUCGGCCUGGCUCAGAAGCUGGAGGAUGGUGUCAUCUUCAAGAGCCUCUGCGGGACCCCCCAGUACAUCGCUCCCGAAGUGAUCAACUACGAACCACUGAGCUCCGCCACCGACAUGUGGAGCAUCGGGGUCAUCACCUACAUCCUGCUCAGCGGCUUGUCCCCCUUCCAGGGCGAGACGGAUGCUGAGACCCUCUCCAACGUCCUGGCGGGCGCCUAUGAGUUCGAGGAGCGCUACUUCAGUGACACCUCUGAUAUGGCCAAGGACUUCAUCCAGCAGCUGUUGGUGAAGGAGCCUCAGGAGCGAAUGACCGCAUCCGAGUGCCUCGUGCACCCCUGGAUUAAGCCCCUGAGCAGGAAACAGGCAGCAAAGCGGAGCCGCUCCUCCAUCAACAUGAAAAACUUCCGCAAGUUCAACGCCCGGAGGAAGUGGAAGACCCCUGCCUUGCUGCUCCCCCAGCUCUCCUACAACAUGGUGUCCGCCUGCAACCGGCUGUGCCGCAUGCGGCUGCUCUGCAGCCCCAGGACGGAGGGCGAGGAGCUGCGCUGCUGUGAGAGCGACCAGGAGGAGGAGAGCAGCCGCCCUGUGACGCUGCUUCGCCGGCGUAGGAGCAGCUGCUCCUGAGACCCCUCCUGGGGUGGGGACAGCAGAGCGGGGCCAUCCCACGAGAGGGACCUCCGGACCCCCCUUUGCCCCCAGCAGAUGUGAGCCCCUGGAGCUGCUGCUGCUCCCAGUGCUGCUGUGCUGAGGGCCACCGGGGCAGAGCCAGGGGCAGUGCUGUGCUCCCCAGGUACACCUUCACUUGAGGGCUCUGCCAUUCCCUUGGCUCUAAUUCGAGAAAUAAAUGUGCCCCAAUCCUUGUA